Messenger RNA from Aspergillus glaucus CBS 516.65, 2424 nucleotides. RefSeq names its product putative DNA repair protein. The transcript has 8 exons. The record is from RefSeq and is a predicted model, not a curated record. NCBI's taxonomy places the organism in Eukaryota, Fungi, Ascomycota, Eurotiomycetes, Eurotiales, Aspergillaceae. Gene Ontology annotation, molecular function: damaged DNA binding; 5'-3' DNA exonuclease activity. Bases 57 to 2342 code for a protein of 761 amino acids. Gene Ontology annotation, biological process: double-strand break repair via nonhomologous end joining; interstrand cross-link repair; protection from non-homologous end joining at telomere.
GUCAGAAUAUUAUUACCAGCUAGGGCGAUGUCCUACUAGACACCUCAGUCACACCGAUGUCGACGUUUGAUGGCAUCGUUCAAGAAUUCCCUUAUAUACAAAUCGACUACUUUCGCAAAAACCCAGACAGGCCACCGCCACUUGCCUGCUUUCUUAGCCAUGUACACAGCGACCAUCUUCAGGGCCUGGAGUCCUUCCGGGCUCCUUUCAUCUAUUGUUCUGCAGCUACGAGAGAGCUGCUCUUACGCAUCGAAAAAUAUCCCCAUCGUAUGAACUUCGACAAGGGUAUCCUAGAAUCCAGGAGGCUGCAUUACAAGCAUCUAUACAAACUUCUUAGACCGAUUCCACUAAAUACGCCAACGGAAAUCGAACUCACGCCGCGGCUGUCAAUUCGCGUUACCCUCUUUGAUGCAAACCACUGCACAAGUGCGGUAAUGUUUCUUGUCGAAGGCGAUGGAAAAGCUAUCCUCUAUACCGGUGAUAUUCGUGCGGAAUCAUGGUGGGUUAACAGUCUUGUCCGGAAUCCAAUCCUGAUCCCAUACACCCUGGGCGCAAAGCGUUUGGACAAGAUAUACCUCGAUACUACCUUUGCUCGUGCAGAGAACCUCCAACAACAUUUCCCAUCCAAAGCUGAGGGACUGGCAGAGCUUCUGCAAAAAGUCAAUCCCUAUCCGGAGGACACCACCUUUUACUUCCGAGCGUGGACAUUUGGCUAUGAAGAAGUGUGGAUGGCGCUCAGCACCGCUCUAAAUGCCAAAAUUCAUGUGGAUCGAUACCAACUAGGACUCUAUCGAUCCGUGAGCCUCGCCCGAGGUGGCAACGAGGUGUCAGCUCUGUGCGGAUUCGAACUUGGAAACAGGUCAGUCCCAGGGUGUCUCACUGACGACGAAAACUCGCGGAUUCACAGCUGCGUGUGUGACUUGCCCUGCUCUGUCGCCAGGUCCGAGAAAACGGUCUACAUAGAACCAAUCGUCGGCCGCUUGCAGGAUGGCUCGCAGUUGCCUGACGUUGGGAUUGGCGGUGGCGCAGGCGAUCUUUAUCAAGUGCAUGAACUUGAGCUGCCCGAUCAGGCAUCACUAGAAGAGCUGGAGAAGCUAUGUCUCGAACGAAUUCAUGAUAGUCAAGUGCUAUCUCAGACUAGAGAUGCUCUAUUCGAGGCCUUUCGAUCAAAGAGCAAGUCGCUCUCGCUGGAUAGCUAUGGGAUAAAAGACGAUACGGAUAUUCCUCUGGAGAAGUUGGUUAGCAUCUUAUCCCGUGGCCAUGCGGGUGACCAACGCUCAUCUGCAGACGUGAAAGACAAAGCAGGCAACCAGCUUCCAAAUAUCAUACAAUUCCCUUACUCCCGCCACUCAUCAUACAACGAACUAUGCGAGCUGAUCUCUGCAUUGAAACCCAAAGAUGUCUACCCUUGUACGACUGACCCUCUCACCUGGGACGAAACCAGCUCGAUUCAGGCCCUUUUCGGGCACCUCUGCUCUGGUGAUCACUUCUCUCAUGACACUCACAUGCGGGAGACAAUCGCAAAUGAUGAGGACCUACUCCAUUCGAGAAAAAGAGCACACUACGAUGAAGGAUCAUCGCCACAAGCAAGUCAACAGUCUAGCUUCGCGGAUAGCGAUUUCAACCUUAGCAAUUCAUUUGCCAGCACCCAGAGACAUGUCAAAAGACCAAAGCCGUCAACUUUCCCAGCCAAAUACGUCACCAAAGACUUCUCCUCUUCGUCGUCCUCGGGGAGACUUCUUCCCUCGUCUAUGGAAAUGAUCCACGAAACUCAUGUUAAUACCAAUGCCAAUUCAAACGAACCCCUCACCGUCCCUGAACCAACCCCCGAAACUGAACGAGCCAAGCGCAAUGAAAUCCGCCGCACCUGGCUUUAUUUACGCUCUAACUUGCCAAACACAUCCCAUCUCGGUCCACUUCCAUCCUCAUGGCCAAUAGAGGAAGACGAUGGUCUGCGAAACGAGGACAGAAACGUCAACGAUAACAAUAACAGCAUAAAUACAGAAACACGUCUUCCACCAUCAACCGCUCCAUCUCCAUUUCCGUCCCCAUCACCACCUUCACAUAACCCAAACCCAGACAUCAUGGAACUCGAUACCAAUACCACCCACCAAACCGAAAGCCAACAAACAAACUCCCCCUCCAUCCCCGAAUCCGCCUUUGCAUCGUUCUCUUCCCAGGAUCCAGAACAGGAGGAUGGCCCAGAAAUAGCAUCCACUUUACGCAGACGCAGUCGCAAGGCAGCGUAUGUUGCAGCACAAGCGGAUACCUAUGAAGCGUGGAGUUUUGUAUCGCUUGUUUCGGCGGGGAAUAAUCAUACCGAGCCGGAGAUUGAGCUAUAACUUCACUACUUUAUGAAAUAUUAUAAUGAUAACCUAGAUAAUGGCUAUGAUAAUGGCCAUAAUAAACGUUAUAUUCGUCAAC